AUGAACUUGGAGGUCUCCAACCAGGAAAAAAGCUCCCAAGGGCUGGAUUUAGAGGAGAUAACUAGGAAAAUUUCGUUUCUUGACAAAUGGAGGGAAAUUUUUAGUUAUCAUGGGUUGGGAACCAAUAAUACAACUUCUCAGAAUCAUGAAGGCAACUAUAUAUCUGCUGAUGAAACUGAAGAUGGAACAGGAACACCUCAGCCCAAAGGACAAGGACAUUUGCCAUCAAAUAGCCUUUGUUCUAUUCCCAAGCCCUCUAUCAUCUCUUCAAAAUCGGGCAGCUUUCCUAUCUCCCUGGAAAUGGCCACAAAACUGCGGCAGAUCCUCUUCGGAAAUACAGUGCAUGUCUUCAGUUGUGACUGGAAAAAGGCCCAUUUCAGGUUCCAUGAGUCUUUUUCUGACCUGUCUUUCACUUUGGAAAUAGGAAAGGGUGGUGUCCAAAGCAUUCAGAUGGCUGUACAGGGAUCCAUCAUCAAACACUUGUUGUUUACAGGGAAUGGAAAAGACUGUAAGUGUCACAGUUUCUGUGCAAUAAGCAAGCAGGAGCAGGAGCAAGCCCUGGCCUCAGCACUAGCCGGGAUCCUGUGGACUGCAGGAGCAGCUCAAAAGGCUACCGUCUGUCUUGUCACUGAAAACACCUACAUUGCUUCAACUCUUGACUACUCCAGGGAUAAUUUCACGGAGAGGCUGUGCCUGUUUGAACUCUUAGAGAAGGAAUCCACUGAGAAAUUCAUCUAUGAUCAUUUACCGUGUUUCAAAGAAGAAGGAAGCCAUGGUGUCAUUCUAUUUCUUUACAGUCUAAUCUUCUCCAGAACAUUUGAAAGGCUACAGGAGGACCUAGACGUCUCCACCACUCAUCUGCUACAACCAACUGCUGGAGGCUUUCUGUGCAGGCAGGCAGUUUUGAAUAUGAUUUUGACUGGAAGAGCAAGUCCCAAUGUCUUUAAUGGCUGUCAGAAAGGAAAGACACAGGAAUUGUUACGUGGUGUCCUGACCCGCAGUGAGGUUGGCUAUUUGCAAUGGGGUAAGGAUGCUUCAGCGGAUGACAGACUUUCACAGGUGGGCAGCAUGCUGAAGACACCCAAAUUACCUAUUUGGCUGUGCAACAUCAAUGGAAAUUACAGUGUCCUUUUUAGCACAAACAGGCAGCUCUUAUCAGAUUGGAAAAUGGAACAUCUCUUUGAUCUGUUCUUUUACAGUGGGAAGCCCUCACAGGAAAAGCCUGUGCAUCUUACAGUAGAUACUCAUUCCCAUCACUGGGAAAGGGGCCAACAUGAAGAUGAACACACACUGCGGAGACGGCAUUCUCCUGUGGAGAUGGUCAUCAGAACCAAGUGGAGAGAAGCCACCAUCAACUGGAACGGAACAGUUCCCUUUUUCUGAA
Molecule: messenger RNA, 1384 nt
Organism: Talpa occidentalis (Iberian mole)
Lineage: Eukaryota; Metazoa; Chordata; Mammalia; Eulipotyphla; Talpidae
Gene: MINDY4B
Product: MINDY family member 4B
Exons: 12
Coding region: 1-1383 (460 amino acids)
Biological process (GO): protein K48-linked deubiquitination
Molecular function (GO): cysteine-type deubiquitinase activity; K48-linked deubiquitinase activity
Source: RefSeq, a predicted model, not a curated record